Molecule: messenger RNA, 5262 nt
Organism: Esox lucius (northern pike)
Lineage: Eukaryota; Metazoa; Chordata; Actinopteri; Esociformes; Esocidae
Gene: large2
Product: LARGE xylosyl- and glucuronyltransferase 2
Exons: 16
Coding region: 920-3175 (751 amino acids)
Biological process (GO): protein O-linked glycosylation via mannose
Molecular function (GO): xylosyltransferase activity; glucuronosyltransferase activity
Source: RefSeq, a predicted model, not a curated record
GGACGGACUGAGCUCGUGGGGGAGGAACCGGGAGUUACGUCUCUCAGUUACUGAGUGCUGAGUCCAGAGAGCAGGAUUGCUUGUGUUAGCGCGAAGCUGAGGCUGGGAGAUUCAGAAAGACAGAAGGAAACUAUUUGAGAACCCGAAAGAAGGAUAGGUUUUAUUCGCAUAUCCCACCGUUAUUCUAUCCUCUUCAGAGAGACAGUGUGUCGGUGUGCCUCCAGAAGCCCCGGACUCCGCUGUCUCUCUCUCACUACCCUGACAGAGUGCAUUCUGUUCGCGGUAACUAAAUCCGCUCACCCUCUUUUUGGAACUCCGGAGCUCCCUCGCUUACUGUGUUCUCCACGGGUCGUGGGAGUGUUUGACAGUGUGCGCGAGAGGGUUUUUCACUCUGUAGGAAUAGGGAGUGUGUAGCACUCCGGAAAAAGCUGGUAUGGCAGAGGUCGUUUCUACCGGGAGUGAGUGUACGUUGUUCGCUCGCAACAUCUGAAUCUGUCGCGCACACUUGGAAUCUAACGGAACAUUACUAUUCUUAAGGAUUGGAUCUGUUUUCACUUGUAGGAUUUUGACCCUUUCGCCUGCGCUGUAGUGGGAAUGGAGAGAACUGCACGUUUUUACUGAGGAGUAACAACAUCUGAUCAGGUUAAGGGAAGUAGGAAAUCCCUCUACAUACCCCACUGACCAGUGAGGAUCAAGGGGGCACUUUUCCCAUUCAUAGCAAACCUGGGUUGACCGUGUGUUGGCUAACACCCUUCCUACUUCUGGCUUUCCUCAGAACAUCUUCCUACACCUCUGUUAUCAAAUGUAACUACUUCAGAUGAAAGGAUGCGGCAGGGAGCAGACAAGCGACUGAGCCCCACCUGAACCCCAAACUCUGACCUCUCACCUGCCCACUCUGUCCCCACCUGGCUGUCCCAUAAUGCACCUGCCGUUUCGAGGUCGUCUGAAGCUGCUGAUGGCAUCUCUGACAGCCAUCAUCCUGCUCACCUGGCUCUACUUGCUGGCUGGGAACCUGGAGAAUGGGCGGUCCCUCCUCCUGCCCCCCUGUCUGGUGGAAACCCCUGAAGCACAUGUUUUAGAGCGGGCAGUUCUAGAGUCACGUGUGCGUGAGGUGGAGGAGGAGAACCGGCAGAUCCGCCUGCAGCUCAGCCAAGCACAGGGCACAGCUGGCCAGGCGGCUGAUGUUGGCAAUUACGGCAAUGCAGUGUGGGGGGCGUCAGCUGACACUGGCCCUGAAGAUGUCGAGAACACUGCAGAAGAGAGAACCAAUCACACAGAGUGUCCCCGUUCCCCCAUGGUACAGAAGUGUGAGCUGAUCCAUGUAGCUUGUGUGUGUGCUGGUCACAAUGCCAGCAGAGAUGUCGUCACCUUGGUCAAGUCCAUCCUAUUCCACAGGAGAAACCCUCUACAUUUUCACUUCAUCACGGAUGCUGUAGCCAAUCAGAUCCUGAGUUUACUGUUCCAGUCCUGGAUGGUUCCGUCUGUACAAGUCAGUUUCUACGAUGCAGAUGAACUCAAGUCAGAGGUGUCAUGGAUACCAAAUAAGCACUACUCAGGUAUCUACGGCCUGAUGAAACUGACCCUAACCAAAGCGCUGCCCUCUGACCUCACAAAGGUCAUCGUCCUGGAUACGGACAUCACCUUCGCCACAGACAUCGCUGAGCUCUGGGCAAUCUUCAAGAAGUUCACUGACAAGCAGGUAAUAGGCCUGGUGGAGAACCAAAGUGAUUGGUACCUGGGUAACCUAUGGAAGAACCACAAACCCUGGCCCGCCCUGGGACGAGGCUUUAACACCGGGGUCAUCUUGCUCUACCUAGAGAGGCUACGUCGCAUUGGCUGGGAGCAGAUGUGGAGGCUGACUGCUGAGAGAGAACUUAUGAGCAUGCUCAGCACCUCGUUGGCUGACCAGGACAUCUUUAAUGCAUUCAUUAAGCAGAACCCAGUCCUGGUCCAUCAGCUGCCAUGCUUCUGGAAUGUUCAGCUUUCUGACCACACACGAUCGGAACAGUGCUAUACUGAGGUGUCUGACCUUAAGGUGAUCCACUGGAACUCUCCUAAGAAGCUUAGAGUAAAGAACAAGCAUGUGGAGUUCUUCCGGAACCUCUACCUAACCUUCCUUGAGUAUGAUGGGAACCUACUGAGACGAGAGCUAUUUGGCUGCCCCACCCAGGCCACCUCUGAAAGCAUACGGUUACAAGGAGCUCUGGAGGAGCUUGAUGAGGAUGACCAGUGCUACGACUUUCGGCGGGAACGGAUCACGGUGCACCGCGUGCACCUCUAUUUCCUGCAGUACGAGUACACUCUUACGGGUGACGAAACAGACAUCACACUGGUUGCACAGCUGUCUAUGGACAGGUUACAGAUGCUGGAGGCCAUAUGUAAACACUGGGAAGGCCCUAUUAGUCUGGCCCUGUACAUGUCAGAUGCUGAGGCCCAGCAGUUUCUGCGUUACGCCCAGGCCUCUGAGGUCCUAAAGAACCGAAAAAACGUAGGCUACCACAUCGUCUACAAAGAGGGCCAAUUCUACCCCGUCAACUUGGUGAGGAACGUGGCCCUGAGGAACGCCAACACACCCUACGUCUUCCUGGCUGACGUAGACUUCCUGCCCAUGUAUGGACUCUACGAUUACCUAAGAAAGUCAGUGGUUCAGUUAGACAUGGCCCACGCAAAGAAGGCUCUGGUGGUGCCGGCCUUUGAGACACUGCGCUAUCGCCUCUCUUUUCCCAAAUCCAAAGCUGAACUGCUCUCCAUGCUGGACAUGGGGACUCUCUACACCUUCAGGUAUCAUGUGUGGACCAAAGGGCAUGCUCCAACCAACUACGCCAAGUGGCGGACAGCCACAACGCCCUAUAAGGUGGAAUGGGAGGCUGACUUUGAACCUUACGUGGUAGUGAGGCGGGACUGUCCUGAGUAUGACCAGCGCUUUGUGGGCUUUGGCUGGAACAAGGUCUCCCAUAUCAUGGAGCUAGAUGCUCAGGAGUAUGACCUAAUGAUUCUGCCCAAUGCGUUCAUGGUCCACAUGCCACAUGCGCCUAGCUUCGACAUCUCCAAGUUUCGCUCCAGCCCGGGCUAUCGCUACUGCCUGCAGACACUAAAAGAUGAGUUCCACCAAGACCUGUCCCGGAAGUAUGGUGCAGCUGCCCUUAAAUACCUCACUGCACAGAGGAACAUCUAAUCCAGGACUCAUAAGGGCAACUGGGCUCCAUACUUAAGUCACCUCUGGCUCCUCUGCUGUUUGACAAAAAGGCUAAAGUUGUUCAGGAUAUUAACAAUGCUUGGCCAAUAUCACUACUAUACUUGGAUAUCAAGAUGGUGCUUUUGGAAGUAUUUUAGAAUAUUCUGGAGAUAUGUCAGCUAAACCUUCUGAGCGGGUUUGGCUUGGAUUGGAUUAUAACCCAAACUGGAAUAAAAAUCAAGAAAAUAACAGAACAGACAUGAGAGUUGAGUCACAAGAAUUUGGGCUCACUAGGAAGAAGUUCCUCUGAGAGGGAUGAGUGGUUGACUGCUUUAGAUCUGGGAGUUAUUGACAAUUAUCAUGAUUUGUUCUGACAAUCAGGGCCUUUUCCAAGGGAAAUACACUUCAAACCAAUCUGUCCAUAUGGAAUAUCUGAAACUCAAAUGAUAGUUGACCUGAAACUCAAGGAGAGUUAAUGGGAAAUCAGAAUACAUAUUUGUGAAUCACUGAACUAAAAGAAAAGGAAAUUCCAUCUUCCAAGUAAUACUCAAGUGAACAAAUUGCGUUCUGAGUAACCUAUCAGACUGGGGAAACAUUUAAGCCUUAUAAUUUUCCAUUUUAUUUAAUAAGAUAUUUAAUGAUUUUUAGUUUUUCAGUGUAAACAAUUAACAAUGAAUACCAAACAAAUAUGGUUUGAUUAUAAUGUUGCAUAAUUAUUGCAUUAUAAUUUCUCUGUUUUUUGGCGGUGUGGGCCUGUAAAAGAAAGGAGUAGGUCCUUGUUUGAAAACCUCUGGAGAUUUCGAUGUGUGGGAAAUAGCCAGGCGUCACAGUCACAAUGGGCAUUGGGAUUGUGUGUGUGUGUGUGUGUGUGUGUGUGUGUCUGUGUGUGUGUGUGGGUAUGUGUGCACAUUGACUAACUGAGCUGCUCACUAACUCACCUUAAUGUGUCAUAUUAAUGCUUAUCAACUGUCAUAGUUUUGUUAAUGCAAUUAUUAACAUGAGCUUUUCUCAUGUUAAUAAUAGCAUUUAUCACCCUGCAUCUUAAGAAUUGCACUACAUGCAUAUUUUAUAGUUAGAGACAUACAACACAUUUAUAUUAAGAUUCCUGUUUUUGCUUGUGCAUAGUUAUACAAAAUGUGCAUAAUUUGAGCCUAAAUAUUUUCUUUGCAGACAAAAAAUCACUACUGAUUGGGACCAUUUUAAAAAGACCAAAACAUUUAAAAUACACAUUAUAUCUUCUUGCUUGUACAGAAAUGCAGUGACUGCACAUACACCAUUGAAUGUUAUUUCAAUGUUAAAAAUCACUACUGAACUUCCAUAAGCGAUUGGAGCAUUACCAUGUGCCAAGUGUAGAUGAGUGUUACACUGUACGUUAUGUGCCAUCUAAUAUAUUUUCUUUAACAAACCAUUUUUUAUUUUACCAUGAACAAACUUUUUUUUCCCCAUCAACACAUCCCAUAUGUGUCUUUGUUCACCAUCCUAAAAUUCCUGUUCUCACAAACCAUAAUUAUUUUAUCUCAUCUCAAUCACUUGCUCAGUUUGCAUAUGCUACUAAUAAGUGUUUCAAAUCAUACACAUAAUCUAUGGGACAACCAGGCAGUAAGAAAAUCAACCUUUUAACCCAAUGAGUCCAUGUCUAACACCAAAAAAUGGGUUUACCUGUCAAGUCACAAUGACCGGCACAUGUUUUUUCAAGACUAUUCUGUAAAGACUUUGGGGUGAAUCAAUGGCUACAUAUGAUUCACCAUGGGGUGGAGACUUACCAAACUGCUAUAGGAUGGCGCUCCCUUUCGCCACGUAUAGGAUAGAUUAGAGCUGCCAUUGAGUGGGUUGCCAAGGAAUGGAUCCAGAUAUCCUCUUCCCCUGUCACUGUCCACACCUACCACAACCCCCUGUUGACUGUGCUGAUUGCGGUAAAUGCUAGUGCCUUUGCUGUAUUGUGAAACUGGAUAUUGAUUGUACUGCUGUACGUUACCAAUGGGGCCUAAGGAUAGCCUGGUAAACUAUUUAUUAUUGUUGACUGAAAUCAAUCAUAUUUUUCUAUGUAGGGGACAAAGUGCUUUAAAUAAAUCUGCCCUUUUUUAUCA